CUUCUGAUUGGUUCCUUGUCACAAGGCAGGCACCUAACCUAACCUCUAGUGACUAAGACAAGGUCAUAGUGAGCACGUGUUACUGUCAUGGCUGCCUAAAUGGGGGGCUGGUCCCUUCACUAGAAGGCCGGCUAGAGGCUGAGAGGGAAUGAAGAAGCAACAGGCAUACAGACACAUAGGCAAUGAAGGUGGGAUCAGGUGGUGUUCUCUCCAAAAUCUAGCUUGUAUAUUAGGUACAGCAUGGGGAGGGGUUAGACUGGAAAGCCACCUCUGUAGGCCAGCAUUCACAGCCUGUAAACUUCAGGAGAAAGCUGCUGUUGCUAGUCUUUGUGCGCACUGAUCUACUGUUUGUAAGCAUGAAUACUCCUAAGGAAAGCUUUGCCAAUACUCUUGUUCUUGGCCCAUAUGGCUUUGCCAGUUUACCAUGGAGUCCUGCCCAUGUCAAAAUACAGUCACUCACACCUCUCACUCAGGUAUUCUCUUGCUCCCUAUAGCCCUUGGAUGUGGAGUGGGUCCGGGAGGUCAAGGAUCUAGGGGCCUACUUGUGGGCCUCUGCCAGAGCUGGUUUGGUUGAAAAAGAAAAGUGAAACCCGGAAAGGGCUGAGAAGCACUCUUCCCUUUUCUAAAGUUACUUCAAAGCAGGGUGCAAAGUCCCAGACCCGGCUCAUUCAACCCUCUCGACACAUAGAGCAUAGCUGAAGCUUCUGGACCCGCGGGGUGCCCAGGGUGAGCGGAAUCCAUGGAGAAGUUCAAGGCAGUGCUGGACCUGCAGAGCAAGCACCGCAGCGCCCUGGGCUACGGCUUGGUGACACUGCUGACUGCAGGUGGGGAGAAGAUCUUCUCCGAGGUGGUGUUCCAGUGUCCCUGCAGCGCCACCUGGAACCUGCCCUAUGGACUGGUGUUCCUGCUGGUGCCAGCGCUAGCCCUCUUCCUCCUGGGCUAUGCUCUCAGAACGCGCACCUGGCGCCUGCUCACAGGCUGCUGUUCCUGGAGUGCGAGCGCGCAAUCCAGCUCGGGGUUGCAGCGCGUGUUCGUGUGCGCACAGAUCAGCGCGGCCGCCGCGCUCCCGCCCCUCACUUGGGUGGCGGUAGCGCUGCUCGGAGGCUCCUUCUACCAGUGUGCUGUCAGCGGGAGCGAGGCCAUGGCCAGACACCUGUGCAAGGGCCGCGACCCUAGCUGCGCCGCCAAGCUACCGCAGGUUCCCUGCAAGAAGCAGGAGGCGGAGAUGCAGGACAUCCUGAGUCAGCUCAAGGCUCAGUCUCAGGUGCUGGGCUGGAUCCUGAUAGCAGCUAUCAUCAUUCUACUUCUGGUUGUGAAGUCUGUCACUCGAUGUCUCUCUCCGGUUAGUUAUCUGCAGCUAAAAUUCUGGGAAAUAUAUUUGGAAAAGGAGAGGCAGAUCCUUCAAGGAGAAGCUAUGGAACAUGCGACCCAGCUGGCAAAAGAGAAUGUUAGGUGUUUCUUUGACUGCACAAAUCCGAAGGAUUGCAGCACCCCAAGCAGUAAAGCCUGGCAGCAAAUCUCUGCACUUUACACGUUCAAUCCCAAGAACCAUUUCUACAGCAUGUUGCACAAGUACGUUAACAGAAAGGACAUGAGUGGCAGCCUCCGCUCUGUGGAAGGAGAUGCAGUGGUCCCUGUCCUUGGCUUUGUAGAUGCCUCAGGGAUGGCCACCACUCAUGGGGUAUGAUCUUACAAUGAACAGGAAAAAAAUCAUUUUGAAUUGUUGCUUCAUAUAAAAAAUAUAACAGUAUGUUUUAUGGCUGCUUGCUUCUCCAAAUUGUGAGACUUUUAGAUCUGAAACUGGAACAUAUGUUUGACCAUUUUUUUCUUGUGUUAAUUGUUAAACAAAGCUGAGGGAAAAUAAUUUACCCAAAGUGGCAAUCUAGAUUAAAAGUUUUAUACCUUUAUUCUAGGUUUAUGUCAAAUAAGAGCCAUCAAUGUAGAGAUAAUUGAACUUCAGAUCUUUCUGUUACAUUAUCUGAUGCUAAUUUCAAGGUUGGGGUUUUGUUGUAGUUUGCCAAAGACAGAGUAUUAGGAACCUAACACUUAUGUCAUUAUAGCUUGCUUUGUGCUAUGAUGGAGAGAAUACUGUAUUUCUAGUCAAAGUUACUGCUAUUGUUCAAGUAUUAUGACAUUUAUGAUUCUAGCAUGGUUUUUGUAUGAAAGUUAAUCAUGAAAAAGAAAAACUGUAGACAAUGUAUUUUUUUUUCGGUUUUUAAGAUCAAAGGCUGGGUGUGGUAGCAUACACCUUUAACCCUACCACUCAGGAGGCAGAGGUAAGCAGGUCUCUGAAUUUGAGGCCACCCCAAAUUCCAGGGCAGACAGGAUGCCAUCCUGUCUCAAACAAAACAAAAUAAAACAAACAAGAAAGAUU
Messenger RNA from Cricetulus griseus (Chinese hamster), 2374 nucleotides. The record is from RefSeq and is a predicted model, not a curated record. Lineage: Eukaryota; Metazoa; Chordata; Mammalia; Rodentia; Cricetidae.